CGAAAGAGGAAGUUUAAGUUUAAAUUCUUUAAAAUGAACUGACAAAAAAACACUAAAAGUUCAGAACCCAAUAGAAAAUUUUAGAAAUUGUAGGUUGCCUGACUUUUGGCCAGAUCUCGGAAUUCUACAACCACCUUUGCGAUGGCCAAACGCGACAUCCUUCCAAUCUUCCCCUCGCGAGCCAACUCUGUGCUCAUGAAGCAUCGCGUGCUGGCCGGAAAGCGAGGUGUUAACCUUCUGAAGCGAAAACGCGACGCCAUCGACAUGAAGCUGCGGGAUUUGAAGAAAAACUUUGCCGACAUGGACGAGAUGGCGGAUGACAGCCUUCGGGAGGCGAUAUUCUCGAUGGCAAAGGCCAAUCUCCUGGGCACCGACUUCAAGCCACAGAUGGUGGGCUCCAGCCGGACAGCAACAACAUUCCUCCGUAAAACUCAAAUGAAAAUCGUGGGCGUGACAAUAAACGUUCUCGAACUGGAGACAAAGGGUGUAGGAGCAUUUCCCCUGGCAGGACUCAGCUGCGGUGGUAUUCAGGUUAACCGGAUUCGUGAAGCCUAUUUGGAAGCUCUGAAGAGCUUGACCGAAGUGGCCUCCUUGGAAUACCAGAUUCACAUGCUGGAGGCCGCCUCCCGUCAGACCAAUAUGAGAGUUAAUGCCCUGGAGCAUGUGGUGAUACCCAUCCUUCAGAACACCUACAAUUAUAUCCAAGGCGAGUUGGAGGAGUUUGAGCGAGAGGACUUCUACCGACUGAAAAGAUCACAGGCCAAGCAGCUGGAGGCCAAGAUGGCCUUCACCGAACUGAUCAAAACCAAAAACAUGACCGACGAGGAACUGGAAGUCUACAUGAGAAAGGGCACGGCCCAGCAUCCGGUGGCGGACUACGCCUUCGACGACAACGAGUUCCAGGAGGAGGAGGUGAAACGGCGUAUACGCACUGCCCGUAGAACAGCCCGGGAGCGUCGAGAAGCGGAUCGCAUGGAGGCGGAGGGCCGGGGAGAGGCUCCAAAGCCGACAUCCUUUAUAACCACCCGGAGUCUUAUUGACAUUGUGGGCCGGAAGCGGGAUCCGAGGGUUAGCAGCGGAGAUCUCUAUAGUACCAAGCGGAUGCUCCACGCGAGCCUAUCCAGCUUUACGAUCGAAAAGCAGGCCGGUAAGAAGGUUCUAGAAGAAAAGAAAGAAGAAAAAAAAUGAAUCUCAAGAGGCAGCAGAGCGAAGAAUUCAGCGCCAAAUCAAAGUAGAAAAGAUGUUUUACUUUUUUGAACGUUUUUAUUAAAUUCUAGUGACUACUC
This is a messenger RNA of Drosophila ananassae, 1286 nucleotides long. RefSeq names its product V-type proton ATPase subunit D (gene Vha36-2). The transcript has a single exon. Gene Ontology annotation, cellular component: proton-transporting V-type ATPase complex. The coding region runs from base 142 to 1188 and encodes 348 amino acids. The record is from RefSeq and is a predicted model, not a curated record. NCBI's taxonomy places the organism in Eukaryota, Metazoa, Arthropoda, Insecta, Diptera, Drosophilidae. Gene Ontology annotation, molecular function: proton-transporting ATPase activity, rotational mechanism.